GAAGAAGAAGGCGGGAUGUAAUUUGUUUACAAAUCUUAUCACGUUACUUGAAUGUUGCUCAUCGCUUUAAGACAACUCGUUUAUUGGAAAACAUGGGUUCUUUGUCAUCUCUGACCAGUUAAAUGACUUGGAAGCUUUAAGAAAUGUAUUUACAGGGAGUUUAUUAAGUAUUGGACAAGCUUGAAGAUUGAUGAGUCACUAGGAAAGAUGCCAUCAUUUAAGCUUGCAUCAGCGGGAGAUGAUGUUAAGCUAUGGGAUUGUCAUACUUUUGAUCGUCUCAAACAGUACAACCCACACGACCAAAAUGUUUCUGCACUGAGUUGGAGUAAUGAUGCCUCUUGGUUAGCUAGUGCUUCUGCCCUUGACAACAAAAUAGCUCUGUCUUGUGUAAAGAAUGGGAGUGUUGCCACAAUCAGUUUGGAUUGUGAGGAAGGUCAGACGUGCGUUGAGUACGAUUCAAGUGCUCGACACUUGAUAUCUGGAGGUAUAAGUGGUACUGUUAAGAUCUGGGAUGUUAAGAUGCGUAAAGCAAAGAAAACAUUCAAGGAUCAUAAAAGCACUCUGACAAGUGCUUGUUUCAACCACAAUGACACGUGCAUUGCCUCAGGGUCUGAAACAGGGGAGAUAAUCAUAAACAAUGUGGUGUCAGGUUUUGGCAGCAGUCCACUUGUUGCCCCCAAAACUCAGGCUGUGUGUCAGCUUCAGUUCAAGAAGUCUCUGCUUGGUGCAGUCUAUGACAGCGGAUCUGUGUGUUUAUGGGACACCAACACACGCCGUCUCAUUCACAUGUUCACUAACGUUCAUCGAGCUCCGGCAACAGGAAUAACGUUUUCACCUCUCAAUGAAAUGUUGAUGAUGACAGUUGGUCUCGAUAAACGACUUGUCUUUUAUGAUGUUGUCAGCAAAGAGACGUUGAAGGUGAUAGAGAUAGAUAGUCCACUUACAGCGAUUGAUCUUAUGCACGACGGCUUUACUUUAGCAGUGGGGUCGACCCGGGGAAAACUCACUGUCUAUGACUUGCGGCAGAGCUCGUCACCCAUCACAUCAUUUACUGCUCAUAAGUCAUCUAUCCAGUCACUGAAGUUUCAGCCUGGGAAUAAAUCUAACCAGUCGGAUCUAUCCAAUGAGAAAAUGAACAAACUGAACAGACGACAUUUACCACCAGCUCCCAGAGAUUCGGCUCAAGUUAACCCGGUUACAUUCAUAAAUGAUUCUUCGGAACCUCAAGCCAUUAAUGUGGAGGAGCAUCUGAGCACUUCAGCAGGUGUUGAAGAUAUAUUUUCUCCAGUUCGAGAAGGUCACAACCAUUCUUCCAAUAUGGAGAUACGUAGCUCAGUGGGAAAUCACAGCAGUGUUCAGAACCACUCUAAAAGCAGCUUUGGAUGCAACAGUAGUCUGCAGAAUCUCUCACAAGGUGUCUUUUCUCCAAUUGGAGGAAAUUCGUCAUUGUCACAAAAACAAAAGAUGGAGCAAAUGUCUAGUCAACUAAUACAUGAUAGCAAUGACUCUUCCUAUACAGUCCAUCAACAGAGAAAUGUUCAGGCCAUGGGUGACCGUUCCUCGACAUAUGAUUCACACCAGCAUAUACCCAAUGGGUCUGUACAGCAACCUGAACAGCCAUAUGAGGACAGUCUUCCUACAAGUGUAUUAGAUAACUUUAAAGAACACUCCAGACAGAUCUCUCCAACAAACAUGGAUGUUCCGCAUACAAGUGUUCCAGUAACACAAGUGAUGCAUGGAAACCAUAGCCAUGUGGACAGUAUGGACGCAAACUCGGUUGAUGACGAUGACCGACGUGGUCAUCAUUCUGAGGACAGAGUCGUGCCGACCCCGAGCAGGGGAUCGUCAGCUAACCACCGCCCACCUCGCAGUGCCAGGACUAGUCGGUCCAUUGCUUCCCCUGUUGGCGACGGGGUCACAGAUUCACCCAUGACUCAUGUGCGAGAGAUGGUCAAAGAUGCAAUACGGACGUGUAAUGAACACAUGCAGGAGGAGCUUAAGGCAAUGUGGAGGAAGGCAAACGAUCAGCGUUCUUCUAUAAGUAGGAGAGAUGGUAGCAAUUCACAGAUAGAAUCCAGUGUGUUCCAGACAGAAUUCCUUCGGGGUAUUGUUCAAGAGGAACUGGAAGGAUUCCGUGCAGAGAGUCAUCGGGAUUUACAAGCUCUUCAUGUGGAAAUGUUGAGACAAUUCCAGAUUCAACAAGCUGAAAUAAGCUCAUUACUACAGCAAUAUUCUGUGAACCGAGAACUUGUUGCAGAAGUUGAACGAUUACGAGAGGAAAAUGCAAGACUUAAAAAAUAUUUUUGACAUGUUUGUUUCCCAAUUUUUAAAAUCUUUAUAAUCACCUUGGAAGUGUCAUAUCUAUCACUUGAAAUAAAUCAAACAAUGUUCGAAUGCAUUUUACCAGCUGUGGUUCAAGUCGGAGAUUAUCACAAGGGAGGCCACUCAUUUAUUUUUCCGAUAUUUUAAAGUGGCACAUUUUUUAUGUUCAUCUCAUCAUUAGCUCCUUGGGUAAUUGUGAAUUUAUAAUUACCCUAGGUGUCUUGAAUGCGGGUAAUUUUAACAUGCUCCUAUACCACGAAGUUUUCGAGCAUAUAGAAUGCCUGUUUACCAAAGAUCUUGUAUUAAAACUGUUACACUUUUACAUGCAGAUUAAUGCACACACUCAAAAAAAAAUUUGCGUCAUGAUUCAUUGUUUCAAAAUGUUUCUGCUAUGUUGAAGGAUUGCAUUUAUUAAUUUUAUUUCCAGACAUAUUAUUCACUUACGGUUCAAGUAUGUUGCCCUGUGCACCUCGGCUCCCUGGGAUCUGUUCAGGAUGGGUUAAUCAGGGCUAGCUCUGGCACUCGCCAAAUUCGACAGUUGCGAAUUUCAAAAACAAUUGGCAAAUUUUGUUUUGAUUUGGCGAAAUACUUUUAUAAAAUAAUUGAUAUUUUGUUAGAAAAUAUCUGGGUUUGUGCAAUUUUAGAAGUUCAGUAAAUAAUUUGGCGAAAUAUUUUUAUAAAAUAAUUGAUAUUUUGUUAGAAAAUAUCUGGGUUUGUGCAAUUUUAGAAGUUCAGUAAAUAAUUUGGCGAAAUACUUUUAUAAAAUAAUUGAUAUUUUGUUAGAAAAUAUCUGGGUUUGUGCAAUUUUAAAAGUUCAGUAAAUAAUUUGGCGAAAUACUUUUAUAAAAUAAUUGAUAUUUUGUUAGAAAAUAUCUGGGUUUGUGCAGUUUUAGAAGUUCAGUAAAUAAUUUGGCGAAAUUUUCUGCUGACCCAGAGCUAACCCUUGUUAAUGAUUAGACAGAAGUGAGAAAGAAGUCGGUGUAGUAAUCUUACAUCGUCCCAUUGUGCCAUUAUAACUCCCUCUGCAGGUGCUACUAAAGGGAUGUGAACCCAGUACAUAUUAGCAUUAAGUCACGUCGUUAAUGUUUAAUUGCUUUAUCUCAUUAGGUGCUAUUUUAGAAUCUUUAUUUCAUAGUUUAGGGGCCAGUUGUUUAUGAACAUGGUCAGCUUAACCAGCAGACCUCACCAUUUAAGGGGAGCUGUCACUCUGGCUCCCCAUCACUUCCCCUUCCCUAAGACUAGUUGAACAAAAGUAAUUUUUGGCUCCCCUUAGUAUGUGAAUUACAAAAAAACAUUACAGUACUACAAAAGGAUUAAAGAUCGUGCUCAAUACGGUAAUAUCUUAAAUGGUUCCCCCGUAAUUUAACUUGGGGAAGAAAUUAAUUUUGUGAAGGCAAGCCCAAUGUUGAUGAUAUAAUAAAAUAAAGCCAGUGCAGUAGGGUGUAUAUUUAUUUUGUUAUCUUAUUGAUCAUAAAUCAUAUGAUCAUUUAUUUACUUUAAUGUCAAAGUGUUUGUGAUGACUUCUUUCACAUGUAUGUUGCAUACCUUUUUUUUUCUUCUUUUUUUGUAGAAUGUGUUUUAAAUUUUAUUGGUGCAUUUAUAGCCUAUGACACAAGUUCUAUUGUGUUCAGACUUGUUAAAAAAUGUGUUUUAUUAAUGAAUAUCAAAUUGGCACAAUGUAAAAAAUAUUUGUAUAAAAGUUGUAUAUAUGAUGUACAAAAAGGACCAUCAAAUCUCAAAAUCUAUAUGAAGUUAAAUAAAAAGGAAAUAUCUGUGAUAUUGAGUAUUUGUUCACAUUGCAAAUGGGUUUUAAGAGACACAGGAUAGUUUUAGCAUAUGAAACAAAAACAAUUAUCUUGUGUAUGAUGAUGAAUUUUUUUAAAAAGGAAGCCCCUUUUUCAUAAAGGUACAAACAAUAUGCUUGGGUGAGGGAUUGCUGUUGGUGUUCACUUUUAAAAUGAAAAACAAAAAUGUUGAUAAAAAUAGCUGUUACAAAAUUAAUUAAAAAGAACUCUGUAUACUUUUUCAUUUGUUGACAAUUGUGGGUCAUAAAUUACAUUUCUUAACAGCACACAAGACAACAUCUACCACAACCUUUGAUAUACCAGUUGUGGCACACAUGCAGCUGAUACUGCUGCUUUUUUUUGUUGCUGCUUUUUUUAAAGUUUAUUCCAUGAAAAAUAAUUGCAACAUGUACAUUUGCUUUAUAUGCACAUGGCUUGAGUAUUUAAUAAGUAAUAUUUAUGUAAUUACAAUGUGGCAACAAAACAUUCAUGGAUGAUACACAUUUUAGUCAGAAGUAAAUAGACAGUUAUGACAGAAAAAAGAAGAAAAAGUACUUUUAGGUGGUUACCCAUUUCAGUUUUAAUCAAGUUUAGUAUUGAGAGUCCAUGUUUCAACAUAAUAAAUUGAUAACAACUGUCAGUUGCUGGUAUAUUUUCAGAAUAGUUUUGACAAAAUCAAAAGGCAAGAAUAUAUUGGUUACUUUUGCAAUGACAAGAGUGUUAACCUUUGUGGUGAAUUCCAUUUCUCGCCAUUUCCAAGUCCUAAACCAAGUGGAUAUUCCUCUAUACUUUUUCAGUUAAUUUUAAGAGAAAUUAUUUUUUAACAGGUUUUGGUUUAAGGUCUGCUUUCCAUCAGUGCAGUUCCAUGCAUCAUUUAUUGUGCGUUUUUAUGCAAGAUGAAUUGUGCUUUUCCAUAUUUGUGUUUUCACAAGCAGAUUAUUGUACAAAAUGCGAAUUGCACAUAUGGCAACCGAUAAACCUUUUUCAACAUGCUAAAUUAAGGUUAAAUUUUGUUUUGUUUAACGACACCACUAAAGCACAAUAGAUUUAUUAAUUAUAGGCUAUUGGAUGUCAAAACAUUUUGUAAUUUUGACAUAUAGUAAUUUUUCCAUUAGCAAAGGAUCUUUUAUAUGCAUCAUCCCAGACAGGAUAGCACAUACCAAAGUCUUUAAUAUACCAAUUGUGAUACACUGGCUAGAAUGAGAAAUAGCCAGCCCAAUGGGCCCACAAUAAAGUGCUAAAUGGCCACAUACAGUAGAAUCUCAUUGGGUCGAACUUGGGAGGGUCGAAUACACUGGAAUACUUGAGCCAAAAAUGAAGACCUCGAGUUCCACUUAAACGAUGUUAACCGAAUGGUUAGGUCGAACUACCUGAUGGGUUGAACACUUUCUCGAGCACUGACGAGGUUCGAGCUAACAGGAUUAAACUAUUUGGAAAAAAUACUGUGUAUAUGCAGUGUCGAUAAACUUGCAUGCAAAAUCAUGUUAACAGAAAGUGAGCCUAACUACUACAUAGAGUUUAAUCACUAACCUUUCUGUAUGAACCCGUGACCCUUUGUUGAAGUCAUUGUACAAUGUGAAAAACAGUAGGUGUUCUUCAUUUCAAAUAUACCGGCCUCGGUGGCGGCGUUGUAGGCCAUCGGUUUACAGGCUGGUAGGUACUGGGUUCGGAUCCCAGUCGAGGCAUGUGAGUUUUAAUCCAUAUACUGACUCCAAACCCUGGGUGAGUG
Messenger RNA from Gigantopelta aegis, 5835 nucleotides. Its product is annotated as protein NEDD1-like. The record is from RefSeq and is a predicted model, not a curated record. Gene Ontology annotation, cellular component: spindle pole; pericentriolar material; centriole. Gene Ontology annotation, biological process: microtubule nucleation; mitotic cell cycle. Gene Ontology annotation, molecular function: gamma-tubulin binding. The coding region runs from base 208 to 2307 and encodes 699 amino acids. Lineage: Eukaryota; Metazoa; Mollusca; Gastropoda; Neomphalida; Peltospiridae. The transcript has 15 exons.